Aspergillus welwitschiae is the source of this 1737-nucleotide messenger RNA. RefSeq lists its product as uncharacterized. Gene Ontology annotation, cellular component: intracellular anatomical structure. Lineage: Eukaryota; Fungi; Ascomycota; Eurotiomycetes; Eurotiales; Aspergillaceae. The coding region runs from base 1 to 1737 and encodes 578 amino acids. The record is from RefSeq and is a predicted model, not a curated record. The transcript has a single exon. Gene Ontology annotation, molecular function: protein binding.
AUGCUAAUACAUCCUAGAAACGAAACUACUUCGUCCCAGGCAGACGACUAUCCGAACUUCAAUCUCGGCUCCUACCACCGACCCAUCGCCACAUCCUCCCCCGACGCCCAGCGAUGGUUAGACCGCGGUCUCCUCUGGUCCUACUCCUUUAGUCAUGGCGAAGCAGCACGAUGCUUCGAACGAGCAGUUGAAUGCGACCCCACCUGCGCGCUAGCCUACUGGGGCAUCGCAUAUGCCAUCGGACCAAGUUACAAUAUAGCCUGGGGCUUCUUCGAUAUCCCUAGUCUGCUAGCCACCGUACAAAAGGCAUGGGACGCGCUUGAAGCUGCCCAGAAACAUGCCACUCAGGCCUCUCCACUCUUCCACAUGCUGCUGAAAGCUAUCGCUACCCGGUUUCCAACCCUGGACAACAUCCCCACUCCUACCGAGAUGAGACAGUAUAACCAGGCCUAUGCAGAUGCUAUGCGCGUCGUGUAUGAGGCGUACCCAGACGAUCUCGACGUGGCAUCAUUGUUCAUAGGGGCGCUUAUCUGCGUCAAUCCGCGCGAGCUGUGGGAUAUGAACAACGGUGAAGCGAGCAGCGCACAUACUCUUGAGGCAAAGGCGGCAAUUGAUACUGCCAUGGCAUUUCCGGAGGGUCGGGACCAUCCUGCCCUGUGCCAUCUUUACAUCCAUCUCAUGGAGAUGUCAGCUACCCCGGAGGUGGCCCUGCCUGCUGCGGAUAGACUGCGUCGAAUGACUCCGGAUGCGUCGCAUAUGGUGCAUAUGCCCGCGCACAUUGACAUGGCUGUUGGGGAUUACCGCCGUGCAAUUGUCUCCAGCGAUGAUGCUAUCGUAGCUGAUGACAUGUUCUUCAAGACACUGGAGGCAUCGCCGUUGUAUGUCGCGUACCGGGUACAUAACAUUGUCACGAAGCUGUACUGCGCUCUGAUGUCUGGUCGGUCGCGAGAAGCCAUGUUGGCUGCAGAUAAGCUGGACGAGGUAGUUAAUACUAAAAUGCUAGCUACUAAAUCUCCCCCAAUGGCAGAUUGGACAGAAAGUUUCCUGGGCAGUCACGCACAUGUCCUGGUGCGAUUUGGUCGCUGGGAAGAAAUCCUGCAAUUAGAACUGCCAGCACCACAGGACCGGGCCUUAUAUUGCUGCAAGACAGCCAACAUUCUUUACGCCAGGGGUCUCGCCUUCAGCGCUCUUGGACGUAUUCGGGAAGCAGAAGUCGCCCGAGAGGAGUUUGAGGAGGCGCGCAAGCGGGUCCCGAGAUCCCGGAUAAAUAAUUUGCCUGUUCGGCAGGUCGAUUUCCUUUCCAUCGCAUCGAAGAUGCUCGCAGGUGAGUUGGAGUACCGCAAGGGGAAUAUUCGAGUAGCUUUUGCGACACUGCGUCGGGCGAUUGUGCUAGAAGAUGGCCUGGCGUACUGUGACUCGCCGGCGUGGAUGCAGCCCGUGCGGCAUGCCCUAGGUGGGUUGCUGCUGGAGCAGAAGCGGGUCCCCGAGGCGGAGCAGGUCUUUCGGGAGGACCUGGGCAUGGCACGGGGGUUUCCGCGGCGUAAGGGUCGGCUGAACAAUGUGUGGGGGUUGCAUGGGCUGCAUGAGUGUCUGGUGGCUUCUGGGAAGAUGGAUGAGGCUCGUGUUAUCCAGGUGCAGCUGGAUAUUGCGAUGGGAUCGGCUGAUGUGCCUAUCACAACCUCGUGUUAUUGUAGGUUGUCUGCGGUUAAUGGAAAGGGAUGCUGUGCUCGACUUUAG